AUGGAAGGCUCAACAUGCACUUCCGACAGUGAUAUUGCAAAUACUUCACGAGAAUCAGAAAAUGUGAUUGAAAUGCGUAACGUAACAACACCAGGCUCGGGUAGCAACAGUUCAUCAUUUGUAAACGAAACUCCAAGUCCGUUGGGACAUCUUGACCCUCAUAGAUUGAGGGACAUGGUGAUCGAUAAGCAAGCAGCAUGCCAGACACAGAUCGAAUCUCCCUAUAAGCAACCUUAUUGGACGCCUUCGCCUGCUGAUCCUUCUCACUCACCAUCGUCAAACAUUCGUUCAGCACCUGCUAAUUCAAGUUCUCCAGUAACCCCAAUUAUGCAACCACCUAGAUUACCAGUUUCUUCAGGUGCAAUGCGAGAUUCUGCUUUAUUAUCUCCGAGUGCUACACGAACCUCCGUGCAACAGCAGCCAGUGGGAAUGUGUUUACCAGUGCGUAGCCCAAUGGGAAGUCCAAACGGUAUGCAUCCAUCGCCCGCGCCAUUUAUGAGUCGUCCGUCCUCAAAUGCUUCCCCUUCUCUGUAUAUGCAACCCUCACAAACUCCUGUUCACUAUCAAGCAAACUUGCAAAGUCCAGCAGGUAUGGUACCAUCGAGUCAUGUUCCACCUUCAUCUCCUUGUGCUCCAUAUCUUUCAAGAAUCCCAACAGUCGGUCCACAGCAACAACAAUAUUCAUGCCAUGCACAAAUGCAACAGCCUCAGUGGACAGGUCAACAGGCUCAACAGCAUUUUGGUUCUGGGGCAAUGCACCGUAUUAUGGUACAACGAGUUCCUUACUCAGGAUACCCACCGAAUAUGUCACAAAUGCAGUCACAAAAUAAUCAGCAUCCUUCAUCUUCCAAUAUUUUUCCAGCUGGUGCUUCGGGAGCACCAGUUACGCCAGCAUCACGAGGAACCAUGUAUCCAGCACCGUCGAUAGUCGCUUCUCAACAAUCUUCUGGAUCACAAUCUGCUCAGUACCCAACACAAUCUUGCUAUCAGUCUAAAGCGCAGCAACAACCAAAAUAUCCUAUUCAAUCUUCAAUCUACCGUCAACAGCAACCACAGUCGGCGUCGGUGAGAACCUACCUUGGCAACCAACCACCAUCGCUGUCUGCCUCGCCUACUUAUCAGUUGUAUCCAGCUCCAAAUUCAACGCCAGCUAAUCAGCAAUCAAAUUUGCAGCCUCAGCAGUAUUCACCCGUUGCAAGAUAUUCAGCACAAGGAGCAGUACAAAGCCAAGCACCUGGUGCUCCGAUAAAUUCAUGUUAUCAGACGCCAUCUGGUCACGAUAUGCGUUCACCCCAGCUGAUGUCUCCAACUCAAGCCUCAGUUCCUGGUGCUGUCUUGCAAGCUGCUGGCACUGGCUUGACACCUCCCGUUAACACCGCACUGCAACGGAAUAUUUCAAACAUGGAUAUGCAACCAAGUAGUAGUCCUGCUGUGAGUUCUCAUAUCCGUAUGGUGCAGCAAACGACACCUUUCUACGGACACGAUCCAAAUGUUGCUGGAAGUGUGCAGUCAGACAUGUGCCUUGUCGGUUGUUUCUUCGUGGUCAUUGAGCAUGAAAAAGUGUUGGUGGAUCGUUUAGAUGUGCAGGAAAUAGGUGCCGUUGUUAGAUUACAUGGUGGUGAAAUCGAAUUUGGUGUACGGGCUUACAAUAAUGUGAACAGCGAUCGAGUGACCCACGUUAUCUGCGAAUCUAUGCGACAUCCAUUAGUUCAACAGGCACUGAAGAGGGGUAAGCGAUGUGUGACACUGCAGUGGUUAAAUGAUGUUCUCAGCAAGAAGCAUCUUGAAGCACCCUGGCGUGUUUUUCAUCUGCCAACAUUUUGGACCGAUAAUCACAGACCAGCUACUGGCAAAAUAAUAACAAUAAACGGCUUCAAUGAAAAUGAACGGUGUGGUGUACGAAUGAUGAUUACUGCCAUAGGAGCCCGAUAUACUCCCCAUCUUACUAGUCAUAACCAUUUUUUAGUCACGAAAACAUCUGAAGGCGAAAAAAUAGAACGAUGCCACGAAAUGGGCAUUUCAGUUGUAACAUAUCAAUGGCUGGUUGACAUUUAUUUGGGUAUCAAGAAUGCAGUGAAUGAAAAUGAAAAUUGCAGUCCCAUUCCGGGGAUGGUCUCGGACACGAAUGCUACUCCUUAUAAUAUGGAACAUUAUUCAGAAGCAUGCAAACAGUUCCUAUUUCCAUGGAAAAUACCAAUUGUAUUUGCAAAUGAGCAAUGGCAACGAGCGUUAGAAGUUAAAAGAAAUGUGGAAAAUGAUAAAAAUAUUUUUCCAAAUAAACGAUUUCGCAUGACAACUCCACCACCAACCGACGAAGAAAUUGAAACAAGAAGGUCUGAAAUGGGUACCCUCAAAGAAGUUCCGGUGGUAUGCUUCAGCGGUUUCACUCCCGAAGAAAAGGAUGCAUUAGGAAGAAAAGUACGUUUUCUUGGUGGUGCGACUACUGAAAAAGUGCAAGAAUGCACACAUUUAGUGGUACUUAAUUUGUGGCGUACACUUAAGCUUCUGGAAGCAAUAGCAUUGGGAAAAAAUAUUGUUGGGCCAAACUGGGUUAGUGAUGGCUACCGAUGUCGCGUUAUCCCAGAUUCACUGGAUUACUUUGCUCGAGAUGAUGAAAAUGAGAAAAUAUUUGGUUACAAUCUGAAAUACAGUGUUUUGAAAGCACGCUAUCGAAAGCUUUUCCAGGAUGUAACAUUUUACUUGACUCCGAGUGUUGAGCCAUCCUACGAGGAAUUAUUGGCUUUGAUUGAACUUGCUGGGGGUACCGUGUUAAGGGAAAGACCUCAACCACAAUAUGUUAUACACUGCAUUGAGACCGAGUCAUUGCUGUUACUGAUUGGUAAUGACAGUGAUGUACAUCUUUUGCAGUAUUUAACGGAUUGUGGAAUGCCCGUGCACAAUGUAGAAGUAAUUUUAACGGGUAUUUUGCGCCAGAAACUGGAAAAUUCGCCUCUUUACCGUGUAGCACCAAUUCGGCCACCUUUGCAACCAGCACAAACGCAAUCUAUGCCAACCAAGAAUGCUCAACAGAGUAUUUCUCAGCGAGUCACUGCAUGA
Molecule: messenger RNA, 3057 nt
Organism: Brugia malayi
Lineage: Eukaryota; Metazoa; Nematoda; Chromadorea; Rhabditida; Onchocercidae
Gene: Bma-pis-1
Exons: 24
Coding region: 1-3057 (1018 amino acids)
Cellular component (GO): MLL3/4 complex
Source: RefSeq, a predicted model, not a curated record